UUUACAUUUCUCCAACUUCCUUCUUCCAGUUCAUUUUCUCUCUCUCUCGUAAUGCCAGGCCAAACCCUAACCCUAACUCUAAUCCCAAUUCUUCCAAACCUCGAACUCGAACCCCCUAAAUCCUGACUCUUCAUCUUCUCUUUCUAACUGGGAUCGAAUUCAUUGUUAAUUGCUCUUCAAUUGCCAUGGAUUCGCAGCAGAACAAUUUGUUUGAAACGGCAUCUCAACCCGACACGGGCAACGACGCCUACACAUUUCUUGAGUUCAACACACAGGGGGAAGACUUCGAUUACCCUGAAUUUCGCGACCCUAUCAGGUCCCCUGUAGCGUGGCCGACUCCUUCCGAUUCGUUAGCGGAUCAUACGGACCGUGGUGGCGGGUCCGAUCACCAGUUUGAUACGUCUCCGGUUUCCGCUGCCCCGGGAAGUGCAACGAAAGGCCGGACUGGAGGAGGUUCGGGGAAUACCGGCGGUAACAGUCAAAUGGUUGAUGCAUUGGCAGCCGGGAUGAGUGGGUUGACGUUUGAGGAUACUGGGGAUGAUGAUAAUUAUGAGUUUGGGAAGGGGAAUUUCACCGAGCAUGCUUGUAGGUAUUGUGGGGUUUCGAACCCGGCUUGCGUUGUGAGGUGUAACGUACCCUCGUGCCGUAAGUGGUUCUGUAAUUCGCGAGGGAACACGUCUGGGUCGCAUAUUGUGAAUCAUCUGGUCCGGGCAAAGCAUAAGGAAGUUUGUCUUCACAAAGACAGCCCUCUGGGAGAAACAAUUCUCGAGUGUUACAAUUGUGGAUGCCGAAAUGUGUUCCUCCUUGGAUUUAUUUCUGCGAAGACAGAAAGUGUGGUUGUUCUACUUUGUAGGGAACCUUGCUUAAGUGUAAAUGCUCUUAAGGAUAUGAAUUGGGACUUGAGUCAGUGGUGCCCUCUAAUUGAUGAUAGGUGCUUCUUGCAGUGGCUGGUUAAGAUUCCUUCUGAGCAAGAGCAGUUGAGGGCACGGCAAAUUAGUGCACAACAAAUAAAUAAAAUUGAGGAACUUUGGAAGACAAACCCAGACGCAUCCCUUGAAGAUCUUGAAAAACCUGGUGUGGAUGAUGAACCACAGCCCGUAGCAUUGAAAUAUGAAGAUGCUUAUCAGUAUCAAAAUGUAUUUGCACCUCUCAUCAAGCUUGAAGCUGACUACGAUAAAAUGAUGAAAGAAUCUCAGAGCAAGGAUAAUGUCACUGUACGUUGGGACAUUGGUCUUAACAAGAAGAGGAUAGCUUAUUUUGUCUUUCCAAAGGAGGACAAUGAGUUGCGUCUUGUACCUGGAGAUGAGUUGAGGUUACGUUAUUCUGGUGAUGCAGCCCAUCCGGCUUGGCACUCUGUUGGACAUGUGAUCAAGCUAACUGCGCAGGAAGAGGUUGCACUUGAGCUUCGUGCAAGCCAGGGAGUCCCAGUUGAUGUGGUCCAUGGUUUUAGUGUUGAUUUUGUGUGGAAGAGUACUAGCUUUGACAGAAUGCAGGGAGCUAUGAAGACAUUUGCUGUUGACGAAACCAGUGUUAGUGGUUAUAUCUAUCAUCACUUGUUAGGACAUGAAGUGGAGGUCCAGAUGGUUCGCAAUACACUUCCUCGUCGUUUUGGUGCUCCCGGUCUCCCAGAGCUCAAUGCAUCCCAAGUCUUUGCUGUAAAAAGUGUUCUUCAGAAGCCAAUAAGCUUGAUUCAGGGCCCUCCGGGUACUGGAAAAACCGUGACUUCUGCUGCCAUAGUGUAUCAUAUGGCCAAACAAGGCCAAGGGCAGGUACUGGUCUGUGCCCCUAGUAAUGUGGCUGUGGACCAGCUGGCAGAGAAGAUAAGUGCAACUGGGUUAAAGGUUGUUAGGCUAUGUGCAAAAUCAAGGGAAGCUGUAAGUUCUCCUGUGGAACACUUAACCCUUCACUACCAGGUUCGACAUCUUGACACAUCGGAAAGAAGCGAACUUCAUAAGUUGCAACAAUUGAAAGAUGAACAAGGGGAGCUGUCUAGCAGUGAUGAGAAAAAAUAUAAAGCCCUUAAGAGAGCAACAGAGAGGGAAAUUUCACAGAGUGCAGAUGUUAUUUGUUGCACAUGUGUUGGUGCUGGAGAUCCUCGCUUAUCAAAUUUUAGAUUUCGCCAGGUUCUUAUUGAUGAGUCUACUCAGGCAACGGAACCUGAAUGUCUCAUUCCUCUUGUUCUUGGAGCAAAGCAGGCUGUUCUUGUUGGUGACCAUUGCCAACUGGGACCUGUCAUUAUGUGCAAAAAAGCAGCACGUGCAGGGUUGGCUCAGUCCCUCUUUGAACGUCUUGUUCUUCUUGGUGUGAAGCCAAUUAGAUUGCAGGUCCAAUAUCGUAUGCACCCAUCACUUUCUGAAUUUCCUUCUAACAGCUUCUAUGAGGGCACAUUACAAAAUGGAGUUACCAUCAACGAACGGCAAUCAACAGGCAUUGAUUUCCCAUGGCCAGUUCCGAACCGUCCAAUGUUCUUCUAUGUUCAGAUGGGACAAGAGGAGAUAAGUGCGAGUGGAACUUCGUACUUAAAUAGAACUGAGGCAGCAAAUGUAGAAAAAAUUGUGACCACUUUCUUAAGGAGUGGCGUAGUCCCUAGUCAGAUUGGAGUUAUCACACCGUAUGAGGGGCAAAGAGCUUACAUUGUGAACUAUAUGUCAAGAAAUGGUGCUCUCAGACAGCAACUUUACAAAGAAAUUGAGGUUGCAAGCGUGGAUUCAUUUCAAGGAAGGGAAAAAGAUUACAUCAUAUUGUCAUGUGUGAGGAGUAAUGAACAUCAGGGCAUUGGAUUCCUUAAUGAUCCUCGCAGGCUCAAUGUGGCUUUAACUCGAGCUCGAUAUGGUAUCGUCAUUCUUGGAAACCCGAAGGUUUUGAGUAAACAACCACUGUGGAAUAGCUUAUUGACACAUUACAAGGAACACGAGUGCUUGGUUGAGGGUCCGUUGAAUAACUUAAAACAAAGCAUGAUUCAAUUUCAGAAGCCUAAAAAGAUAUAUAAUGAUCGGCGUCUUUUCUUUGCUGGUGGGCCUGGAGUUGUGCCGAAUGAUAAUUUUGGACCUGUUGCUCCAUCUGGCCCUAAUGCUGAUAGAAGAAGUAGUCGUGGUAGAGGUUCGUACUAUCCUCCUCACCUGCCAAAUGGUGCCCAAAAGCCUGGAGUGCAUGCAUCUGGUUAUCCCAUGCCUCGAGUUCCCCUCCCCUCAUUUCAUGGAGGUCCCCCACAGCCGUAUGCAAUUCCAACACGUGGAGCUGUACAUGGACCAGUUGGUGCUGUUCCUCAUGUUCCUCAACCAGGAAGUAGGGGUUUCGGGGCAGGGAGGGGAAAUGCAGGUGCUCCCAUUGGUAGUCAGCUUCCAAAUCAGCAAGGCUCUCAACAAAAUAUUGGAAAUCUUGGUUCCACUUUUAACUUUCCUGGUUUGGAGAGUCCCAAUAGCCAACCAUCAGUGGGUGGUCCAUUGUCUCAACUUGGGUUUGUUAACAAUAUGCCUGUUCAGCCACCUACUCAAACAUUUCGCGAUGGGUACUCCAUGGGAGGAAUUUCUCAGGACUUCUUGGGCGAUGACUUUAAAAGCCAGGGAUCACAUGUUCCAUAUAAUGUCACUGAUUUCUCCACUCAGGCAUCUCAAACUGGAUAUCCCAUUGAUUAUGUUAGUCAAGGAGCGCAGGGUGGCUUUCCAGGGAGCUUCCUGAACCAGAAUUCUCAAUCUGGAUAUUCCCGUUUUGGAACAGGAAAUGAUUUCAUGUCACAGGACUACAUGAACCAUGGUUCACAAGGUUUAUUUACUCAAGUUGGUUUCAGCGAUCCCUCACUAGAUGAAGCCUCCCAAAGUCAUUAUAAUGUGACCAAUGCAAACCCCCUACAGUCUCAGCAGGGCAUGAUGAAUUCUCUCUACUCCCAGCCCUUUGCACAUUACAAUACACAGCCCUCGACCUUGCAGGCCCCACCACAGCAGCAGCCUCAGCAGGGACAGAGCUCUCAAAAUCAGAAAGUUCAUUUUAGUGGUUGAGAGAGUGUAGGAUUCACAGCGGUGAUGGGUAGUCUUUGCAUCCGGCAACUUGGUGUGCUAUCUGUAUGCAACUGUCUACCUCUUGGUUGCAGAAUUGCUUGCCAUUUUUUGGUCAACAUGAUUAUUCUAUCCACAACCAUUGCUGGUAACAUGUGAUUUGGCAAUCCAUUAAUAACUCAAGAGUGGACAAAAGACGAAGGGGCUUGGCUGUCUUUCAGGAAAACAAGGGCGGCACAUCCAGGGCUGAGAAAGAAAAGAUAACCCAUAUUCCUACUUGAGGUUUUGUGUUAAUGAAUAAAACUACCAAAUGUUAUUUUGUGCGACGGAGCACUCCAUGGCACGGUUUCGGCGGAAGGGGGGGUUCCAUAAUACAUAGGAUCAGCUACAUUUUGUGUGAUAUAACUCUGGGGCAACUGAUUCAUCAUUAAAAAAAAUACAGAGGCAGCAGUCAAAUGGACAUUUUUGUACAGCAGCAGCUGGUGAAAGUUGCCUUAUCAUCAUCCUUUCACCUCCCCGUGACAUGUACCUGUACUCUGCUUUAUCAUUUCAUCAAGUAGAGGAUGGCUAUAGACUAUAGGAAGUAUUAUAUAUUUUUCUUUUGCUUAGUGAUUGCUGCUACCACUCCCCCACACAGGAAUGAAUGUAUUUUGAUAUGGUAUAUAUGUCUUUGGGCCUUUUAGAGUGAAUUAUAUACUCAGCUCUAUCAUGAAGUGUCUCCAUUCCUAAUGCAUUUUGUUUACCUCAUCUUCUUUGAAGGAUAGGCAAUAUGGAAUAGAAAUAUUGAAGGCUAUUGAACAGUUUUAUCUUCUA
Benincasa hispida (wax gourd) is the source of this 4805-nucleotide messenger RNA. RefSeq names its product RNA helicase (gene LBA1). Gene Ontology annotation, molecular function: zinc ion binding; hydrolase activity; DNA binding. Gene Ontology annotation, cellular component: cytoplasm. NCBI's taxonomy places the organism in Eukaryota, Viridiplantae, Streptophyta, Magnoliopsida, Cucurbitales, Cucurbitaceae. Gene Ontology annotation, biological process: nuclear-transcribed mRNA catabolic process, nonsense-mediated decay. The record is from RefSeq and is a predicted model, not a curated record.